Molecule: messenger RNA, 2385 nt
Organism: Quercus lobata
Lineage: Eukaryota; Viridiplantae; Streptophyta; Magnoliopsida; Fagales; Fagaceae
Product: Vacuolar import/degradation, Vid27-related protein
Exons: 2
Coding region: 134-2068 (644 amino acids)
Cellular component (GO): cytoplasm; nucleus
Molecular function (GO): protein binding
Source: RefSeq, a predicted model, not a curated record
UAACAGGUAACUAACAAGAAGUCAACAAAGCAAACGCUCCAAUUUCAAAAUUCGAACUUGGCGCUUUUCACUUCCCCAUUUUCCCAUUUCUCAGAUCUCUCAUCUCUCUCUCUCUCUCAGCAAGAAAGAAUACAUGGGUGCCAAUCACAGCCGCGAAGAUCUGGAACUCUCAGACUCCGAUGAAUACGAAGAAGAAACUGAGAAAGAAGACGAAGAAGAAGAAGAAGAAGAUUACCACGAUGCCAAAGAUAAGUCCUCAGAGCGCCGACCCAAAACCCCAUCUUCCGUGGACGAAGUAGAGGCCAGACUCAAAGCUCUCAAGCUCAAAUACCCAUCUUCAACCCAAACCCCAAAUCUCAAAAACCCAGUCAAGCUCUACCUCCACAUCGGUGGAAACACCCCAGUAGCCAAAUGGGUCCUCUCCGAUAAACUCACUUCUUACUCUCUCAUCAAGUCCGCUCAGAUUGAGCAGCAAGGUGACGAUGAAGAUGAAGAAGAAGAAGAAGAAGAGCAAGAAGGUGAAGAUUCUUGGUGGGUUUUGAAAGUUGGGUCCAAGAUUAGAGUCAGGGUUACUCCAGAGAUUCAACUGAAGACUUUCUGUGACCAGCGUCGUGUUGAUUUUGUGGCUAAUGGUGUUUGGGCAAUGAAGUUCUUUACAAACGAGGACUAUAAGGGGUUUGUAGCUAAGUUUCAAGACUGUUUGUUUGAGAACACGUAUGGGUACGAGUCGAAUGAGGAGAACAAGGUUAAGGUUUACGGAAAGGACUUCAUUGGGUGGGCGAAUCCUCAAGCUGCCGAUGAUUCGAUGUGGGAAGAUGCAGAGGAUACUCUGUUUAAGAGCCCAGAGCUGAAGACUCCGACCCCGGCCUCUAGUGGGGACCAAGAUUUGAGAGAAGAGUUUGAGGAAGCUGCAAAUGGCGGUAUACAAAGCUUGGCAUUGGGUGCAUUGGAUAACAGUUUUCUAGUUGGCGAAUCGGGUAUUCAAGUUGUUAAGAAUUUCGCUCAUGGAAUUCAAGGGAAAGGGGUGUGUGUCAAUUUUGAUUAUAAGAAGGGCGGUUCGGGUUUGGUCCAUUCCACACCUAAAAAGGCGUUACUAAUGAGGGCUGAGACUAAUAUGCUGCUCAUGAGUCCAAUGAUGGAUAGUGGAAAGCCUCACACAACAGGGCUUCAUCAGCUUGAUAUUGAAACCGGAAAGGUUGUUACUGAGUGGAGGUUUGGGAAGGAUGGGACUGAUAUUACAAUGAGGGAUAUUGCUAAUGAUAGUAAAGGAGCUCAAUUGGAUCCCACGGGUUCAACCUUUUUGGGAUUGGAUGAUAAUAGGCUUUGCAGGUGGGAUAUGCGUGAUCGAAAAGGAAUUGUUCAGGAUAUUGCUAAUGCUAGCACUCCUGUGUUGAACUGGACACAAGGGCACCAGUUCUCUAGAGGGACUAAUUUUCAGUGCUUUGCGAGUACCGGUGAUGGAUCAAUUGUUGUUGGGUCUCUUGAUGGGAAGAUUAGAUUGUAUUCGAGCAGUUCUAUGAGACAGGCUAAAACUGCUUUUCCGGGGCUUGGUUCGCCUAUUACUCAUGUGGAUGUUACCUUUGAUGGGAAGUGGAUUUUGGGCACCACGGAUACGUAUUUGAUCCUUAUUUGUACACUCUUUACUGACAAGGAUGGAAGGGCUAAGACUGGUUUUGCAGGCCGUAUGGGAAAUAGGAUCUCGGCUCCUAGGUUGUUGAAGCUGAAUCCUCUGGAUUCACACUUAGCUGGAGUUAAUAAUAAGUUUCGAAAUGCACAGUUUUCAUGGGUCACGGAGAAUGGGAAGCAGGAGCGCCAUUUGGUUGCCACUGUGGGCAAGUUUAGUGUGAUAUGGAACUUCCAACAGGUGAAGAAUGGCUCUCAUGAGUGCUACCGCAAUCAGGAGGGCCUGAAGAGCUGCUACUGUUACAAGAUAGUCCUGAAGGAUGACUCCAUUGUUGAUAGUCGCUUCAUGCAUGAGAAAUUUGCAGUCACUGAUUCACCUGAGGCCCCACUGGUCAUUGCAACCCCCUUGAAAGUCAGCUCCUUCAGCAUAUCCAGCAGGCGAUGACAUGUUCAGUCAUGGCCAUUUCUUCACUCAUCAGCUUUAUUAGCCUUACCAUUUCAAAUGUUUUGUUUUAGAACUUCUUUUCUGUUUUUUAGGAUAUUGUUUCAUUCGGUGAUGUUUCAUGGUGACAUCAAUAAUGAAUGAUGUCUAAUUGUACUACGGUGUUCUAAAUAGAGAUUUAAUUUCUCUUUCAAAUUGUAAGCCGUUUAAUUUCUCCUAGCAACUAGUGUGUGUUAGUUCUUAAUGAGAAAAAUUGCUAUCCUUAUUGCAGAACUUGAAGCAGACAUUGGUUGGCUGAAGUGUUCUCAUUUUCAAUUUAA